CUCCCUAUCUCUCACUCUAUUUGCACACAAAAUCCAAAGGACAAAUAAACAGCCAAUAGAGAAGCAGAGAAAAAAAUAAAUAAAGAAACUCGAUAACGCGAAGAACAGCAACACCAAAUCAAAGGAACAAGUGAAAAAAAAGAGUGAGAUAGUGAAAUAUUAUUUUUUUUGACAAAAAGAGGUUCAUUUCAAUUAUUUUUUCCUUGUGAAUUUUCUCCUUAUCCAAUCAGAAGAAUUUGUUCAAUUUGAUAGCGUGAAAUAGAACUUGUGGAUGUUACAGUGAUUUGAAAAUUCCCAUUGUUGUUUUGGGGAUUUUCCCGUCCGAAGUCGGGAGGGUGGCAAGAGAGUCAUGUUGGAGAACUGGUGCUGCAAGUCCUGUUUAGUGUUUCCCAGUUCUUGUCAACGAGGAGGAAAGUGGGCUUACAUGUACCAUGGAAAGCGCCCAAGAGAAUUCACCGAUUCAGAUGGUUGUCCGGAAACCAAGUUGUCUAAGCUCUCUUCCGAUGAUUCCUCCAGUGACGAUAAUAAUAAUAACACUUCUUCCCCACAAGACUCAGAUGACCUUGUCUUUCCAGAUUCGCCUGACCAAUCCGAUGGUGAUGGUAAGAGAUCCUGUUCUUCCUCGGAUAUGGAUUCUUCACUUAUCCACCACUGCCCCAUUGCUCUAGGAAAACCGGACUUGGAUAACCAAUCAGACAAUGAUAGCCUGUCAGAUUCCGUGGAAGAGUCGCUGGAGGAGCAAUCUGAGGAAGAUGGUGGUAGUGAUAAUAAUGACAUCUCUGAUUCUCCUAAGGAGGAUGAUCACCACAGACUUGGUGGGGAUUCUUCACCUGACUUGGAUGCAUUAACCCAACCAAUUGGGCGAGAUAAUGAUUAUUACGACUUCUCUGAUUCUCCGGAGGAUGGUCACCACAGACAUGCUGGGGAUUCUUCAUCCGACAUGGAUGCAUUAAUCCAACCAAUUGGGAGAGAUAACUCAAUCAGUUGUCUGAUUAAGUGCUCGAGGUCUGAUUAUGGUUCCAUUGCCAUGUUGAAUCGAAGUUUUCGUUCCUUAAUCAGGAGCGGAGAGAUCUAUAAGUUGAGGAGACAGAACGGUGUUGUUGAGCAUUGGGUUUACUUUUCUUGUCACGUCCCUCAAUGGGAAGCAUUUGAUCCUAGUAGACAUAAGUGGAUGCUUUUGCCAAGGAUGCCUCACAAUGAAUGUUUCAUUUUUUCAGAUAAGGAAUCACUGGCUGUGGGAACUGAGUUGCUUGUCUUUGGGAAGGAGGUAACUUCUCAGGUUAUAUAUAGAUAUUGUAUUUUAACAAAUUCAUGGACUUCUGGGACCAGUAUGAAUUCUCCAAGGUGGUUGUUUGGAUCAGCUAGUCUUGGAGAGAUUGCAAUUUUAGCCGGUGGUUGUGAUUCUCAGGGUAAUAUUCUAAACUCUGCAGAAAUGUACAAUUCUGAGACUCAGAAAUGGGAGACUUUGCCAAGCAUGAAUAAGCCAAGGAAGAUGUGUAGCGGGGUAUUUAUGGAUAAGAAAUUUUAUGUGAUCGGAGGAAUUGGUGGGAAGGAUGCACGGGCUCUCACUUGUGGCGAGGAGUAUGAUUUAGGGACAAAAAAGUGGACUGAAAUUCCUAACAUGUCUCCUGGAAGAAGUGGAGUUGCGGCAGAGAUGCCUGCGGCAGCUGUGGCACCCCCUCUGGUUGCAGUAGUUAAUAAGGAACUGUAUGCUGCUGAUCAUGCUGACAUGGAGGUUAAGAAGUAUGAUAAGGAAGCAAACUCAUGGUUGACUAUUGGAAGAUUGCCUGAAAGAGCAGUUUCAAUGAACGGUUGGGGUCUUGCGUUCAGAGCAUGUGGAGAUCGCCUUAUAGUGAUUGGUGGACCUAGGGCUUUGGGUGAAGGUUUUAUUGAGCUCAAUUCUUGGGUUCCCAAUGAAGGGCCUCCAGAAUGGAACUUGCUUGCCAGAAAGCAGUUGGGUAACUUUGUGUAUAAUUGUGCUGUGAUGGGAUGUUAGUAGAUGGAUUGUGGU
Molecule: messenger RNA, 2011 nt
Organism: Hibiscus syriacus
Lineage: Eukaryota; Viridiplantae; Streptophyta; Magnoliopsida; Malvales; Malvaceae
Product: F-box/kelch-repeat protein At1g26930-like
Exons: 2
Coding region: 350-1996 (548 amino acids)
Cellular component (GO): nucleus
Molecular function (GO): protein binding
Source: RefSeq, a predicted model, not a curated record